Molecule: messenger RNA, 711 nt
Organism: Linderina pennispora
Lineage: Eukaryota; Fungi; Kickxellomycota; Kickxellomycetes; Kickxellales; Kickxellaceae
Exons: 3
Coding region: 1-711 (236 amino acids)
Source: RefSeq, a predicted model, not a curated record
AUGGCAGCCACAGCCGCCCAACCAACUCCGUCAAAUGCAGGUCUUGGUCUGUCGAUUGCAACAGGCGCCCACGCUAUGCGCCAGGUAUACGACGAGUCUGUGUCGCAGUCUGCAGGUUCGGUGGGUACCAGAGGUACAUCACACCACCGGCUGUCAGAUUCAAGCAUGCAAGCAUCAGCAUCAGCAUCAGCAUCAGCACAAAAUAAGCAGCUCGUUCCCGCCAGCAACCUUCAGCAGGAGCCACAUCUCAGACUCCAGCAAGACCAUCCCUGGGCGCCACGGAUCCUCCAUCGUUCUCCUACUAUCCAACUCCAGCAACCAACACAUCAUCACCCCUACACCCGGUAUUCGCCACCAUCACACCGCGCACCAUAUAGCGGCCAGCUCACUCAGAAUACUGCACAGCCUCAAGCACCACCAGUGCCGCCCAUGCAUCGCGCCAGCUCCACCAGUGUUAGCCAGACUGCGGUGCCCACAUCCGGACCAAUGCUAGCAGGCUCACCUAUGGUUGUGGCCCAGACUCCAGUAAUGGCAGGUGGCAUCAGCAUGGACAACCCUGAGCAGACAUGCCGGUAUGUGCUAGACAUCCUUGGUCAGCAAAUGAAGCGCAUAGACGCGCAGCAAGAAUCACUGACGCAGCUGCGUGAGUCCACAAGAUCCGCCAUGAAGCGUGUUGAAAACAUUUUGCAGACGCAUAUUCGUAAUAAUUGA